Messenger RNA from Alternaria alternata, 1967 nucleotides. Its product is annotated as glycoside hydrolase. Gene Ontology annotation, molecular function: chitin binding. Gene Ontology annotation, biological process: carbohydrate metabolic process. The annotation marks the transcript as partial. The transcript has 4 exons. NCBI's taxonomy places the organism in Eukaryota, Fungi, Ascomycota, Dothideomycetes, Pleosporales, Pleosporaceae. The record is from RefSeq and is a predicted model, not a curated record.
CAUCCUGGACUGCGCGAUACAGGGUUGAAAUGAGUUAGUAGGUACUCAAGUGAAUCCAACGCUACGGGGAGGAAGAGUAAGAAAAGCCGCUAAACUUGUAGACUGGAAGAUAGGAGAAAGCCGUGAGACUUGUGGAGUGAAAACUUGAGUCCUGGUAUGAGCGGAACAGCAGUAGUACUACAUGCUCAGGUGUACAUAAAACCAGUAUCUCCAUAUAUAGAUGAUGACCCUCCCACGAGUCUUCUCCUCCUUCGCUCAAGGCAACUGUACCAGUGUCGAAAAUGGCACGCUUCAAGACAUCAGCGCGUCUUCUUGGACUCGCCUUCAUUGCUUUGCAGGGCGCUCUGGCGGCGAAAGCCCCGGACAUCACCCACCAGUCCCCGGAGAACGCACCGCCUAUUCCCUAUCUCAACCUCAUGGCCUUGUUCACCAUGCCUCAGAAUGUCAGCCACGAAUCAUCCGAAGAGUCAAGUCUCCUGCCCAACCUCUUCGACAAGAGACAGCGCGAAGAGGAUGGGAACGGAGGCCUUUUGUGCAGGAACGGCCCUUGCCCCGACGGAAGGUAAGUUCUCACGCUUCACUCCUUGUAGAGGCAAGGAGGCCUUGGAAAGAACGGAAUGCUCACUGUGUUAGUUGCUGCGGCCCUGCAGGAGUAUGUGGCUACGGUGAAGACUUUUGCGGUGUCGGCUGCACCAGCAACUGUGAUGCUUUAGCCAUGUGUGGAAACUUUUCCGAAGGAGGAAACACAAAGUGCGGCAUGAAUCUGUGCUGCAGUUGGGGUGGAUGGUGUGGAACAUCCGAGGUUCACUGCAUCGGGCCAAACAAGUUCACACCGUGCCAGGAAGGCUUUGGCUCUUGCGAGAUCAUCCGACCAAAGACAUGUGGUGAGGGCUCUGGAUCGACUAAGGGCCGGACCAUUGGGUAUUACCUGGCCUCCAAUAGCAGAGACCGUCUGUGCAACCGCGUCUUUCCCAAGGAUAUCAAUGCUGAGGACUACACCCAUCUGUUCUUCUCCUUUGCGUCCAUCGACCCCAAUACCUUCAGGAUCCGGCCCUGGGAUGAUGCCGACAUUCCACUGAUGGAGGACUUUACGGCUCUCAACACAAACACUUGGAUCGCCGUUGGCGGCUACACGUUUAGCAACAACGGUACGACACACACGACUUGGAGUGAUUUGUGUUCCACCGCUGAGAAUAGGGCCGCCUUCAUUCAAUCGACUGCCGACUUCAUGGACAAGUACGGCUUCACGGGAGUCGACCUGGACUGGGAGUACCCCGUGGAGCCGAAGCGAGGAGGCUCCAAGGGGGACACUGAAAACUUCACAAAGCUCGUCAGGGAGAUGAGAGAGGCUUACGGAAACAAGUACGGCAUCAGUUUGACUCUUGCGCCAGACUAUUGGUACCUUCGAUACUUUGACGCAGAGGGAAUGCAGCCAUAUGUCGACUUCUUCGGCUUCAUGGCGUACGAUCUGCAUGGAUCUUGGGACUCUGAUGUCCUGACUUUGGGAUCUCUGGUGCGCGGCCAGGCAGAUGUGCGCGAGAUUUACAAUGGUGAGAACACCUUGCCCCUCUGGUAUGCAAACCUAGAUCCGGCCAAGAUAAAUUUUGGCCUCGCGUGGUACGGAAGAGGAUACACGUUGUCAGACCCCAGUUGCAACACACUCGGGUGUCCCUUUGCAGGCCCCAGCAAGCGGGCCGAGUGCACUGGCCAGGAUGGAGUUAUGUCACUACUUGAGAUCAAGAAGCUUAUCAAGGAAAAGAACCUUACGCCGCGCCUCAACACCGACUCGAUGAUGAAAGAGCUCAUCUGGGACGAUCAGUGGAUCGGCUACGACGACGAGGAGACACAUGAGAUGAAGCGCAAUUUUGCCAACAACCUAUGCUUCGGAGGCACUAUGGCAUGGUCCGUCGACUUCAACUCGGGCACUGGUGACGGUGACAGCGCCCCAAUUUCUACCGAUGGACGAU